AUGGAACCCGAGAAUGACACGCAGAGUUUGGAAUUCUUUCUUCUGGGAGUUUCAGAGGACCCCGAAUUGCAGCCCCUCCUCUAUGGCCUCUUUUUGUCCAUGUACCUGCUCACCGUGCUCGGGAAUCUGCUCAUCAUCCUGGCCACCGCCUCUGACCGCCGUCUGCACAUGCCCAUGUACUUCUUCCUCUCCAACCUGUCCCUGGUGGACGUCUGCAUCACCUCCACCACCGUCCCCAAGAUGCUGCUCCACAUCCAAUCGCACAGCCGGGCCAUCGGCUAUCAAUCCUGCCUUACUCAAAUGUAUUUUUUCCUACUGUUUUCAGUGAUGGACAUCUUUCUGCUGACGGUGAUGGCCUAUGACCGCUUCGUGGCCAUCUGUCACCCGCUGCACUACACAGCCAUCAUGAGCCCCCGGCUGUGUGUGGUGCUGGUGCUGGGCUCCUGGAUGGUGAGUGUCUCGCACGCCAUCUUACAAAGCUUGAUGGUGCUGCGGCUGUCUUUCUGUGCCCACUCAGAAAUCCCCCACUUCUUCUGUGAGCUCAACCAGGUGGUCCACAGCGCCUGCUCCGACACCUUCCUCAAUGAUUUGGUCAUCUACCUAGCCGCUGUGUUUUUGGCUUGUGUUCCCUUUGCUUGCAUCCUGUAUUCUUACUCCAAGAUUGUCUCCUCCGUCCGGGCCAUGUCCACGGCCCAGGGGAGGUACAAGGCCUUCUCCACCUGCGCAUCGCACCUCUCGGUGGUCUCCUUGUUUUACGGCACACUCCUGGGUGUGUACCUCAGCUCGGCGGUGACCCCAAACUCACACUCAACCGGCACGGCCUCGGUGAUGUACAGCGUGGUCACCCCCAUGCUGAACCCCUUCAUCUACAGCCUGAGGAACAAAGACCUCAAGAGGGCUCUGAACAAACUCUUAGUGGUAGACAGUAUGAAAAUGCCCUCGGUCCGCAGACUGAAUUGUGGGUGA
Messenger RNA from Dipodomys ordii (Ord's kangaroo rat), 966 nucleotides. Its product is annotated as olfactory receptor 7A10-like. The coding region runs from base 1 to 966 and encodes 321 amino acids. Gene Ontology annotation, biological process: G protein-coupled receptor signaling pathway. The record is from RefSeq and is a predicted model, not a curated record. Gene Ontology annotation, cellular component: membrane. The transcript has a single exon. Lineage: Eukaryota; Metazoa; Chordata; Mammalia; Rodentia; Heteromyidae. Gene Ontology annotation, molecular function: G protein-coupled receptor activity; olfactory receptor activity.